AUGACCACGCCGGAUGCCUUCAGGGAUGCCGAGCACUUCGCUGAUGUCUCUGGCAUCCCGGAUGUGGCUGAUUACGAUGAUGUCGAGCAACCCCUUACACCCGCCGUGCAGCAACUGAGGCAGAAGGUGCAACGGAAGGCGAAGAUUGCUUUGAUUGAUCGUUUACUGCGCGAGCUCGACAUCAUCAUAUACUGCGAGCUUGCUGCAUUGUAUUAUAUGGAUUGUACCUUUUUCCUAUUCGCGUUACGUGUUAUUGUACAGCUUAUAUUCUUCACGCCAAAAGCCCCACCCUUCGAGCCCACGAGAAGCCAGCCAUAUAUUGGCGCCAUAUUCGGCAGCAAUUUGCUGUGUGCGUUUCUACAUACAGUCGCCAUUCAUCCGAGUGCCGGCGAAGAAACACGAGGGUAUCUCCAUGGCGGUCUCUUUAUUGAUUUCGUGGGGCAGAAAGCCCCAGUGUCGCGAGUGCGGCUUGUAAUGUUCGACUUUCUCAUUAUGCUAAUACAUCUAGUCAUGUUGGGCUUGAUAUUAGAGCGAGUGCGGAUGGCUGUAAAACGCGAGUCGACAGAGGACCGCGAGUCUCAGGAAACUUCAACAGAGGGGGAGGAUGGUACAAACUCUGAACAAGAUCAUGAUGCCGAAGAACGAGGCGUUCUACGAAAUGAGACAAACAAUGACGAAUCUUCCGAAGGUCUUCAAGAUGUGACUCUAGAGCGAACGGCCUUACUAGCCGAACCCGCUGAAGAUGGCUCAAGUCCAGCGUCCAGACAUAGUCACCCUCUUGACGCAUUCGCAAUGGGGGAAGCUUUGAUAUUGGAUAUGGGCUUGUUCGAGACAAUACGUGAUCAAUGGAGACACAACACGGGAAAUAGGCCUCGUACUGCGUUUACACCUUCACAACAGACAACGACAUUUCUACGAGAGCAUCUUGGCGUUAGUGUAGGACCUGAUGGUCGAGUCCUCAGAUUUCAGCGAUGA
Molecule: messenger RNA, 975 nt
Organism: Talaromyces amestolkiae
Lineage: Eukaryota; Fungi; Ascomycota; Eurotiomycetes; Eurotiales; Trichocomaceae
Exons: 2
Coding region: 1-975 (324 amino acids)
Biological process (GO): protein processing; SREBP signaling pathway
Cellular component (GO): Dsc E3 ubiquitin ligase complex
Source: RefSeq, a predicted model, not a curated record